This is a messenger RNA of Pelobates cultripes (western spadefoot toad), 5239 nucleotides long. The record is from the annotation of a GenBank genome assembly. Lineage: Eukaryota; Metazoa; Chordata; Amphibia; Anura; Pelobatidae.
ACACGCAGUCUGCCAUGGAGGAACUAGCUGAACUGAAACGUGUUAUUCGAAAAUUCAGCUUUGACCCAAAGAAAGGGUAUUCUCGAUUACUCCUUCAACUGUUUGGCUAUUUGGGUAAUGGGAAGUCCUCAUUUAUUAACACCUGUAAAUAUGUCUGGGACGAUGGAGAAUUUAUCAAUCAUACCACAGCAAAGAGUGAGGAUGGACCAACCACUAUGGCGAGACUAUCCUACCCACUCACAAAGACCAUCACACUGGUGGAUAACCGUGGCUGUACCACAAUGGACAGUUAUGAGGUUGGAGAAAUUUACGCUCAGCUCGGUAAGUGUACCUAUCAUCAUCCAUCUAUCCCUGCAUACAUCUAUCCCUGUAUCCAUCCAUCCCUCCAUCCAUCUAUUUUAUAGUCCAGCUUUCUUUCUUUCUCUCUUUUUUUCUUUCUCUCUCUCUUUCUUUCUUAUUUUUUUCUUAUUUUUACCAGUAUGGAGCAUUAUUUGAUCUUGUGCAUCAUUUAUCUUUCUUAUGAUAUGUUUGGUUCUGAAGAAUUACACUGAAAAGAAAUAUGUACAGAAUCAUACAUAUCCCUGUUUGCCUCUACUCUCUGGAUUAAACACGUUUAAUGUUUCACUUCAUUUGCCAUUGGCAUUAUACAUUUUAUUGGAUUUUAUUUGUUAUUGGCCCUUCUGAAAAUAUUAUAGUAAUUAGUAUUUUAUAGGUAUUUAAUAAUAUUCCGAUGUGGCGAAAGUAACCAUCCUGGAAGUCAUAGUUUGACCAACCGCAAGCAUGGCCCCAUGCCCAAAACAGAUCCAGAGAAUUAGGCUGUGCAGCCAGUCUAUUUUAAACAAUCGAAUUACCGUUCGAAUUACCGAUCAGAAUGGUGAAUGACCAUAGUCCAUGUGUGUCCCUUGUUCGUGAGCUUCGACUCACCGAACGCCGUUUGACUCCUGUUCGAAUAGUCACAAUUUUCUGGAAGGUAACUGUUCAGCGGAGUUCGUGCCGUUGCUUUUCCAAUUUGAGUUCCAUGACACAACACAGCUGAACACGUUCAAACAAAAAAGACGGCCUCUGCCACGUGUUAAAAUGUUGAAUGGCGGCCACUUCGACCACUUCGACUUCUUUGACUUUAUCCAAAGUUCCCCUUUGAAAGUGUAAAUCUGUUCCAAUAGAAGUCCAAGAGGCAGAAAGAGUAUCUUUAACCCACAGUUCACCACAGGGCCAUAGCCACAGGGUAGGAGGCUGGCAAACAGGCCACUCAAAAAAACAAUGGUGAGGUCACUUUUGCCACAGCCAAACUUUUAUUCACUGUAUUUAUGCAGAGUUUUGAGAAGUAAGCACUCCACACAUUGAUUGAGAUUUGUUUAUAAUCUGUAUUGAGUAUUGGGGACCGUACCACCAUUGGCCCUCUGUUGCCAACUUGCUAUGCAUGCUGAGGAUGGACAGAUUUUAUGUCCAGAACUGAAAUUUGAAGCCUUUUUAAUACUAACCAAGAGUCCCCAGGAAUCCAUCACCUCUGUGUUCCUCUGGCUGAUGAUUAGCCUGAGCAGCAAUGGGCAACUGUGAUUGGUUGAGAGUGUCACCUGACUUUUUAUCAUAUCUUACACCCCUCAGAUUCCUAAAGCACUUUAUUGUGCUGAAAGGAUUUACAUGUAAAGAGUGUGUCCCCUUCUUUUUCAUUUUACAAAAAGAGCAGAUUUCAAUAGUGUAAUAGGAAUGUUUCUUGAUAGUGUCACUGCCAUUGAAGUCAUUGUCUAUUACUAUUGUUGUGAGAAUUUUAAGCUACAGAAUUUAUAUUUUCAUAUGUUGUGUAAAGAUCUCACCAUACAUUGAAUGACAUGUUGCUGGAGGCUAUUCCUUGUGGGGAAUAAAGUGCUUAGGGUCUUCUUGCCCUCACCCACCCCACCAGUAUAGAUGUCGUGAACGGUCCGCGAACUUCUCGCUUACGGUUCGCCACGGUUCGCCACGAACCGUUCGCGGCAAACUCCGGUCAGCUGACACAUCCCGGCCAAUCUCCAGCAGACCCUCCCUCCCAGUCCCUCCUACUUCCUGGACAGCAUCCAUGUUGAAGGCAGCUUCAACAUGGAUGCUGUCCAGGAGGUGGGAGGGUCUGGGAGGGAGGGUCUGCCGGAGAUUGGCAGGGAUGUGUCCGCUGACCGGAGUUCGCUGCGAACGGUUCGUGGCGAACCGUUCGCGAGAAGUUCGCGGACGGUUCACGACAUCUCUACCCACCAGCUGUGGAGAAAUAAGUACAUAACGUAUCAAUCACAAAACAAAUCCUAAUAUCUAAUUGUGCAUUAUUGCAUGGCAAUAACCUUUGUGUAUGUUCUCUCUCAUCUAGCUAAUUUAUUACCUCUGGAUAAGCUGGUGGAGUGGAGCAAAGGAUAUGAGCUCGCCAGGCGGAUAAAAAGGGCAGAAUACUCGGUGAAAACUACUGACUUCAUUUUUCCAAUAUUUGUACACAGGUGAGAAAGAUUAGAUAUUUCAAUAUUAUACAUGAAACAGAAAGGCCACACUCACCUGAACAUGACCAACACAUAGAGCAUACAACAUUCUGUGUACACCUACAGCACUGGAGUCUUCUGCAUUGUGUAUAUAGAAAGUUUUGAAAGUCCAUGCAUCAAAUGAGGCAAACCAUUUGGUUUAAUACAGGGCCAUUCAGGCUGCAAAAUAUGGACAUUGUUGUUCAUGGAAUUCAUUAAGGUCCCAAUGUUUUAAAUCAUGCACUGAACAGACCAGAAUUUGGUCCAAGUUUUAGCUAUGCCAAACAUCGCUGGACAGCUGAAAUCCAGACAGACUGAAUUAAGUUUGUGUGUUGAGGCUUCAGGUUAAGAAACCUCUAAACUAUUUGCCAACUGGCAGUGCUAACAGCCACUGGGUAAUAAAUGAAAAUCUCUGGUGGUUCGAGGAUUAAUAAUGUGGGACUGGCCAGCCACCACAUUAAACAAACAAACAAAAAAUUACAAUUAUGGGAGGACAUAGGGUGGGGGCUAGGUUUAAUUUUCUUAUUGGGGACUUAGUGCUUCCCUUGACCCCCACCUGUGAUUGAUGGGAUUGAGCCUUAAUAAUAGUGGGCACCAGGUGGGGCUCGUAAUUAAUUAUAUAAAGUAUAAAACAUGCCAUCUCCAUCCUCCAUGAAUGACCCAGCAGCACCCUUAUUAAUAUGCAUAUGCAGGUGAGUUUAGCCUAUUUGUUUUGUAUAAAUAUAUAUAUUUUUAUUUUAUUUUAUUUGCAUGUUUUCCCACUUCCAUCUGGGUCACCAAUCCCCAAUGUCAUUAAUUAAAGCAAAAUAAAAAAGACCCAAUCAAAAUGCCACAAAAAAAAGCUAAAACUGCAUCACAAUAAAAACAAAUUAUCUUCACUAUGGGGAGCUGGUCACAGAAUGAGAUCUGGUAGCAAUGGAACCCCUUAUAGAGUGUUCUGAUAGCCAAGAUAAGUCGAGGCCUUAAUGGAUGAAGAUGAUUUUUUUUUCCAGUAUUUUAAUUUUUUUUUGCAAUUUGGUUCUUUUUCAUUUUUUUAUUUAAAUUAAGGACAUUGGUUAUAAUGAAUUUUUAUUUGGCUUCUUUUGGGGCUGAAGAACAGAACAAUAUUGUACAGAGCCAUCGCUGAGCUCACAAGGAUUUUUUCCAAUUGGGUUCCUGUUUUUAAAAGUGGCGUCAGGAUGUAAUAGUCUUCCUGGUUUAAUUAUCUUAUUUGCACGUUUGCUUAUUUCACAGUGUGAAAAAGUCCAUCGCCCCUCGUGAAUUUCUUCAAUACAGGGAGCUGCUUUCAAAAGCUAGGGAAGUAACCGGUAAAUACAGAUAUUUCUUACGGAGUUUAAACUUACACGUUACUUGUUGUUAUGUAAACUUUCAUAUUUUUAUAAAAACACUCGUACUUGAAAAAAACAGGACAUCCUCGAAAACGAGAGAAAUAUCAAUGUAUCUUUCCUGGGAACAUAUUUUAUAAACAAAUAAAUAAAAACAUUUAAUUUCAAAUUUAAAAAAAAAAAACAAUUAUGUUUUAAAUCCACCAUAACCAUCUGAAUGUGCAGAGAACUUGAAUUAUAUAUAUAUGUGUGUAAUUGAAUGAGUGAUCACUGUGAUUAAACAUGAAUUUGAUCAUAUUUCACAAUAUAUACUGUAUUAAACCCCAAUGUAUUUUUUGCCUUGGUGAGGUAUUACAAUCUGUGAGAUUUUAAAUUGUUGUUUAGUGAAUGUGUGAGUGCGCUGGCUGUUGUGUGUUGUAUGAAUUGACCCAGCAGCACCCUUAUUAACAUGCAUAUGCAGGUGAGUUUAGCCUAUUUGUUAUGUAUAAAUAUAUAUAUAUUUAUUUUAUUUUAUUUGUAGUGUAAAAUCCUUGCACUAGCUUUGGGAAAGCCAUACAUAUUUGUAAUCCCUUCCCUCGAGAAUCAGGGGCUAUACUAAGCUAAUGAGAUAGCACAUUUGUUUAAAACGGCAUUUGUAGUAGUUGGUCAAACCUUAAAAUUAUAUAUUUUAAUGUCAAUAUCUUAGUAAAUCCCAUUUAUUGCCUUUUAAAAGCAAAACUUUAAUUGAACAAUCGUUAAAACAGUUUCAUGUUACAAGCAAACAAAAACAUUCCAAUAAAACACAAAACAUGCCAGGUGGUCACAUUGCCCUAAAUGUCUUUCUAGGAAUAACACAUAUCUUAUUUUCACAGCAAUAUUUCCUGUUGUUAUUAUCACUCACAGGGAAAUGUUGCUGAAAAGGAGAAGAUUUUCAACAAUCUUGGGGUGGAGCGGAUCUUUGCCUUUGAGAAUUAUACCCCAAUGGAUAAUAUAAAGACACAAGGAAGACAUGAAGAUGUCCUGAAGUUCCUACAUGAAGUUAUUAUGGAUGUGCAGUUUCGAUUGACUCAGCCACAAAAUCCAGAAAGAGAAAUGAUAAAACACAAGCGAAUUGUACUUAAUUACAUAAAGUAUCAAGAGGAAGAAACAGAAAAAAUAUCAAAACAGAAAAUAACGGGAGAGAGACCAGACGUUAGUAAACAAAUAGAAAAAGAAAAAGAAAUCGAAAGAAUAAGGAGAGCCCUAGGGCAACAAAUCGAACAAAGUGAUCCAGAAUUCGGACAACAAAGAAUGCGUGAUAGAGAAGAGAAGUUACAACAAUUGGAGGCAGAUAUUAAAAGAGAACAUGGAAGAGGUGUUCUGGAAGUUGAGAUUAGAAACCUAGAGGAUUUACUUAAAAGGGAAAAUAAUGAGAAGAAAUUGGGAAAGAGACCUAAUGGGGACUCCUGUGUCUUACAGUAA